Drosophila nasuta is the source of this 3680-nucleotide messenger RNA. RefSeq names its product putative cyclin-dependent serine/threonine-protein kinaseDDB_G0274007. The transcript has 2 exons. The record is from RefSeq and is a predicted model, not a curated record. NCBI's taxonomy places the organism in Eukaryota, Metazoa, Arthropoda, Insecta, Diptera, Drosophilidae. The coding region runs from base 65 to 1117 and encodes 350 amino acids.
GACACAGAUUAACGCGGCGCUGCAAACAAAUUCUAAAUGACAAAGACUUGACUCUUGCAAUCUGAUGACAGCAUCGUCGGCAGCUGCAACACCAAUGUCACAGUCCAAAACAUCGCUUGCAGCAGCAGCUGGAGUUGCGGCAGCAACGUCAACGUCUACGACCAACGGCAGUGGCAGUGGCAGUGGCAGUGGCAACAACAUCAGUAAUAGCAACAGUAAUAGCAACAUUGGCAAUAGUAGCAAUGGCAUCAGCAUCGGCAACAAUAGCAAUAGCAACAGCAAUACCAACAACGAGCAGUCAAUCGCGGCAUCGACAACAACAACAACAACAACGGUACAGACGCAAGCUCAUCAUCAUCAUCACCAUCAUCACCAUCGUCAUCAUCAUUUGCUGGAGACACCAACGAGCAGUGCAGCAGUUGCCGCUGCUGUUGCGGCAGCGUCUGCUGUGGCGGCAGCGGCAGCAGCAACAACUACAGCAGCUGCAGCAGCCGCAGCCACAUCGGUGGUUGCGCCACGCGCUGCUCAAGUCUAUGAGCGUUUGUGUCGUCCUAGUCAUGCGGCAGAUCAUCAACAGCAGCAGCAACACCAGCAUCAACAGCAGCAGCAGCAACAUCAGCAGCAGCACUUACAACAGCAGCAACACCAACAGCAACAGCAGCAUCAACAGCAGCAGCAGCACGUUCAACAGCAGCAGCAACACCAACAGUUGCAACAUCAGCAGGCAAAGGUGCAGCAGCGCGCUGUGUUGCCACCUCCACAGCUACCGGCAACAACAACACCAGCAGCACAGCAGCAACAGCAACAACAAUUGCAAGCGCUGCCAGCAGCUGUAUCAACUGGUGGCUAUCAGACGCUGCCUGCCUACUAUCAUCAUCAGCCAGUGGCGCGACCCCUGACUACACAACAUACGCAUGCGCAUACGCAUCCUCUUCCGCCGCCAGCUCAUCCGCAUACUCAUGCGCAUCGAACGCAUCAGCAUUCACAUCAGCAUCAGCAUCCUCAUCAGCAUCAACAUCAACAUCAACAUCAACAUCAACAUGCGCAUGCUCAUGUGCAUCCACAUGCGGCGUACCAUCAACUGCAGCCGCUGAGCCACUACCAUCAGCAGCUUUAACAACGUAUCGGUGGUGCUACCAGCGGCUGCAUUGCGUCUAGCGCAUCUCAUGUUCCAACUGCAUCGCAACCAACCGAAGCAGCAGCAACUGUUUGUGGAUGCUGUCGAGCCGUCAUCGUUUAGAGCAGAGGCAUCCGCUUUGCUGCAUUUGCAAUUGCAACUGCAGCAAUCACAUUUUAGUCGUCGUCAUAAUUGUAGCAUUCAACGACAGUGCUGGCAGCAGCAACAUAUACGACUGCUGCUAUUGCUGCUGUUGUUGUUGUUGCUGCUGCUAUCGCUAGGCAUUUGUGUGCCACUACUGCUGUGGCAGCUUUAGAUCUAGCUCUAGCUCUGCGCUGACGCCAUCUCUGAGUACUGCGAUUUCCCACAUACGAAUCAGAAACAAACAAAUACACACACAUACACAGACACCACCGCAUCAAGUUCAUGUUAUAGGUUAUCUCAUUCUCUAUUAACAUGCAUACAAAUAUAUAAGUUUAAUUCAUAGUUUAUAAUUGCAAUUAUUUCUAUGCAUAUUUUAUCUUAACUUCACAACAACAACAUCUUUAUGUGUGUGCAUUUUUAGACUGAGAUUUCUGCCAACAACAACAAUCACAACACAACACCAUUACACACAUACCUUCAUACACACCCACAACAAAACUCACUUCAAAAUGUGUUCAGUUAAACUAACGUUAUUUUAGACAUCUACUUAUCAAAUAGUUAUACACUUACUUAUAUGCAUAUAUAGCUAUAUAUACCUUCUAUAUAUACUAUAUCUCUAUAUAAUUAUCAUCUAUUUUUUUUUUCGUAUUGUAGUUUUCGAUCUUGCUCUAAACCUUUUGUCAAAAUUAUGUCAACCCACUAAUUUGGCCGUUUUUUUCUUCUUCAAUUUAUCAUCAUACCUUAAUAUAGUUUAAGCAAAUAUUUUUUUAUAUAUUUACAUACAUACAUAUAUUAAUUUAAAUUGAAAAUGUAGUUAAGAAAUUUUUAGGAUUUUCCAAUUUUUAUUUAAGCCCAAAACACUCACCGAUCAACUUUAAUCGAAACAACAACCACAACUGCAAACAAAACGAGCAAAAAAAGUAACAUUUUGUGUGGUUUAUAUUUAUGUAUAUCUCUUUUAAAUUGUGGAAAAUGUGUAAAUGAAAUUUUUUGUGCGCUAAAUAUUUGUCUAAGAUUUGGGAAUUAAAUUUAUUUAAAAUGUACGUAAAACAAUUUACAACUUUGAAUGCAUCCUAUUUUGAAAUUUAUUGAGGGUAGCAUCCAAAUUGUGACUGCUAUGUAAUUAAUGGAUUUUUAAUUUUAAUCUGUCCAUGUAUUUCGAUAUUUAUUUUUGAGUAUUUUAAAACUUACACAAAUAUUUAGCGUGAAAGAAAACACAUUUCUAAUUAUGUUGCAAAUCGAACAGAACUAAAUGGAACAGAUAAAAAUUCAAUAUAUUUAUAUAUACACACAUAUUUUUAAAUAUAAUUUUAUUUGUAAUUUAUUGUAAACACUUUAAUAUACAAUGCAGGAAGCUAAUUUGUUACGGUAAAAUUACACAGACACCCUGUGCACACCGCUCACCCUGUGAAUCCGCUGCACUCUGUAUAAUUUUACCGCUUAGCAACAAAAGUGAAAGUAAUUAAUUUUUUUUUGUUUAUACACGUACAUUUUUGUAGCUACAUUAAAGAAAAUAUAUAUAUGAAUAUAUUUUUUAAUGUCUAUUUACACACAGCUAGAAUUGUUAAGUUGAGCAAGAAAAGAUUGAAAAAAAUUAGUAAUUGUUUAUUUUUGAUUGAGUUUUAAUUAGUAUGCUUUACUUAUUACACACACAUUUUUUAAAAAAGCUAAAUUCUUUUUAUUUAUAUACAAACAAAAUGAAAACGAAAAAAAAAUUUUUUAUAUACAAUGAAAACAACACAAAUGCAGUUUUGAAUAAAUAUGGUUUUUUGGAUUUAUUUCAAAAUGCAACUAAAAAAAAGCAAAAAAAAAAGUAAGAAAGCAAGCAACAAAAAAACGCAAGACACAAAAACUUAAAAGUUUGUUUUAUUUUGUUUAUAAUUUGCAGUUGAAUCAUUAUCCUUUCAUUUCCCUUUAUGAUUUGUACAUCCGACUCACCUCACGGCGUUGCCACCUGGGUGAAUUCCAUAAGUAAGCUUACUGAGAUCGCAGACUGCACAGGUGGCAGCAGAAAAGAGAUAGAGAGAAAGAGAAGGAGAAGAAAGCGAAAGCGAAUCUCACUGGCAUUGAACAGCUAUUUGAAAUGAGAAACUGCCACUUUCUGUAAGUAACAAAUAAACGAAAUGUUAUACACAUACAUACAUAUGUACAUAUGUAUGUAUAAUGAUUGUAUAUGUAUGUAGUUAGGCGAACUUGAUGCGCGCCGAUCUAUGCAGGAGUGCGGAGAAAGAGAGCGGUUACAUGCUGAUCUGUCUCCCGCCUCUCGUUGCUUCAAUUAACGCAUUUAACGUUGAGAUGAACUAGACAUACCCUGUAAAUAUUUUAACAAGAAUACGAAUUCGACAGAAGUCGCGAAGCGCAUUUUGCGUUACUCUUAUAUAAAUAUUGUAACUCGUUUUUUUUGUGUUAUUUUACAUAC